This is a messenger RNA of Symbiodinium pilosum, 216 nucleotides long. The record is from the annotation of a GenBank genome assembly. NCBI's taxonomy places the organism in Eukaryota, Dinophyceae, Suessiales, Symbiodiniaceae.
GUUCUCUAUGAAUACCUCGGCUGCAUCGAGAAUGGUGUCAUCAAGAUGCCUUCGGAUCUGAUAUUUGCCGUUGCAUCCAGCGGACUUCUGGCAGAAAAGACUGGGGACAAGAUGGAAAGCUACAAUGAUGCAGCGACGCUGGCCCUCAACGCCGGCAAAGCCGUUGCCAAAGCCCAAGGCCAGAAUCUUGGCACCAGCAAUUUUUGCAGACUAUAA